AUGAAAGGGGAGCAGUCUUCAGGCCAAUCCACACAGGGACAGGGCCGUCUCCUUUAUGACCUGCCUGCCUGGGCCCUGCCUGCCUGCCUGGGUCCUGCCUGGGCCCUGCCUGCCUGCAUCCUGCCUGGGCACUGCCUGCCUGGGCCCUGCCUGCCUGGGCCCUGCUUGCCUGGGUCCUGCCUUCCUGCCAGGGUCCUGCCUGUCUGCCUGUGUCUUGCCUGCCUAGGUCCUGCCUGCCUGCCUAGGUCUUGCCUGCCUGGGUCCUGCCUGCCGCGGCCCUAUUUGUUGAUUCUUGGGCCCCAAAAUCAUUAAUUAAAGUGCAGACGACGGCACGGUAACCUGAGAAAAGCCUCACACACACAUAUGAGGCACACGCUAACACACACACACAGCACUCCCUGUCGCAUAACAAAUGAUGGCACUUGGUUUAAUUGCUGAGGCUGUUUAUUUAUUUACGUCUGUAAUGGAUGGUGGUCCUCGGCCCGGCAGCCAAUCAGCAGCCAGAAAGAGGGAGACAGGAAGAGAACCAGAAGCCCUGCAGACCUGAACAAAUUCCACAGGAUUCUGCAGUCUUCAUUUCACCCUCUCUACAUGGUCCGCCUUUCAGUCUAGCUUUAACUCUUUCUCUCUUUCAGUCUAGCUUGAACUCUUUCUCUCUUUCAGUCUAGCUUGAACUCUUUCUCUCUUUCUUGUCUGUUCUCUCCCCCUCUCUUCUUACUCUCCUAGUUGUGUUCUCCUUUCUGGCCUUUCCUGAGUGACUGAUGGGAUCGCCAUCCUUGAUUGGUGGUUAUUUUGAGAACUGUUUGCUCAGCCAAUGGGAUGGCCCUGGACUUACAGAUGUAGGAUCUUAAUUUGAGCUGGUUUGCUAUAGCAGGAAAAGAAUCCUUCAGCUAGAGGAAAUGUGAAUUAUUUUAUGGAUUAUAAUUAAUGGACAUUUUUGUAGGGGUUAAUUCAUUUUUCGUAAGGGAAAAUCAAGUCUGAAAUUUCAAAGUGGAAAUUACAAACUUCAGAACCCUUUGUAAACCUAAAAUACACUACAAGCUGUUUUUGCAUUGCAGGAACGUUCUCCUGUAACAGGUGAUCAAAUUAAGAUCCUACAUCUGUAUAUGGCAUACAUCAAUGUUUUUUAAACUCAACCCACAAAUGAGACACUGGACUUGAUUUUGUUGCUGGCUGGCUGCUCAACAAAGACCUAAGUAACAGACACAUUCCGAUUUAGUUUGUUACAAAUGAGCACUCGAUGUUUGGGUCUGUGCCAAAUACGUUUAACGCAUUCUUAAGGAGAUCUCGAGACUUGCCAGACUGUUAGAGGGACAAAACAGUCAUGCUAUAACUAAGAAAAAAACCAAACACGCUUGUAUGGAAGGAACCGUUUGAGUUGAUUUCUCCAUCACUGGCUGAUGUCUGUUUAUGCUGCUCUGGUAGGUUGAUGUGACGUGGUGCCUGUUACGAAGCACUGGGGAGUUGGCUGAGGUUUCCUUUAAUCCACAUAACAAGCUCUGAUGAAACACCCUUCUUCAUGUGCAUGCGUGUUUUCUAAAGUGUUUGUUCCCCUCUCACACUGAUGCCUGUUCUGUCUAUGUCUCCCUACAGCUGCUGGUGAGCCGGGCCUUGAACCAAACACACACUCCUGUUCAUGCUGGUGGAGCAGCUCUACUGAUCCAGGGGCCAGACUGACUGCAGCAGAGUCCCAGGAUCCUGCCCACCUGCCCUGGUUGAAGACAAUUCUUUACCCGCCUUCCGUUGCAGAGAUGCUCUCUUUCCUCCCAGUGUUUGACAAUCAGAGAGCAGAAACUCGUAAAGUCCCACGAGCUCCGAGGCACAAUUGGACAUGUAAUCCUGACUGUUAUACACUGAGGAACUAUGGCUUUAACUCUCCAACUGUCAACCAAUCAUCUCACUGCCCCUGCCAGGUUCACUGACCGGCUGAUCAAUCCUAGACAACAAACUAGUCAGCCUAAAAACCAGAAGGACCAAUCAGGAAGGACCAUUGAGAGUGACCAAACAUACUUUUUUUUGUGUGUUAUUUUUUAAGAUAGUUUGUGAGCCCUUGAAAGUCUAUGGGAGAGAGCAAAUCCUGAUGUGGGUUUGUUUACGUAGCCACAUACGGAUAGCAUUAGCAUGGUCCACAGCAUGGACCUCAGAUCCACAUGGACCUUCUCAAUGUACUGUGCCAAAGGAACCACUCCCUGUCAGCAGAGAGACACUGAGAGGGGAACCGGGUUCCAAUUACUCUAGAACCCUCAAAGAGAACCCAGAGAAGUGUUCUGUGUAGGCUACCUUUCUCUGAAUGUUCUUAAGUCUGGAAACACUCCUGUCAUCCUAUCACUGGACAGCUCUCUUGGUUGACAGUGCUCUAGGUAGUCGAUGUCCAUAGGAACUGAUCUAGGAUUAGUGCCCUUUCUAAAUCCUAACCUUAACUAUCAAGUGGGAAAACAAAACUGACCUCAGACCAGUGUCUAGGGGCAACUUCGUCCCUCUCCGAGUGGAGGGUAUAAACUGUGAACAAACAAAACCCUCUGAGGAAAUCAAACUAUUAUAUGUUUAUAGUUUUUUUUAUUUUCUCUUGUGUUUUUUUCUCUCCCUGCUGUACUUUGUUUGACUAACGAGUAUCAUGUUGUGUUUGUUUUUCUACAUCUGAAACAGAUUGAGUACUGUUCUCUUUGAGGUUUGUAUCAGUUGUGUGUUUCUGCUUGUGGGUGUUGUUUUAUUUAGUAGUUUAUUUAUUGAGUAGUUUAAUUGCAUCAUGCAUUGGACUGGCUGUUUUAGGUAUCCAUAUUGAAGUCAGCACUCCCCAAUCUCCAUUUUGGAAUCAGAGAUUGAGGAGUGCUGCUUCAAGGGACCGUCAUCUCAAAGAGUUGUCUAUACAUAUCAGUUUACCAGUGAGGAUGUCGUGGUGUUUGAAGGUGACAUGAUGCAUCAUGAUCUCCGUUCUCCUGAACCAGCAGUAAGUGUUUAGCUUGUACGGUUUUCUGUGUGUGUGUUUAGCUUGUGCAGUUUUCUCUCUCUCUCUCUCUCUCUCUCUCUCUCUCUCUGUGUGUGUGUGUGUGUGUGUGUGUGUGUGUGUGUGUGUGUGUGUGUGUGUGUGUGUGUGUGUGUGUGUGUGUGUGUGUGUGUGUGUGUGUGUGUGUGUGUGUGUGUGAGUAAGCGUGUGUGUGUGUGUGUGUGUGUGUGUGUGUGUGUGUGUGUGUGUGUGUGUGUGUGUGUGUGUGUGUGUGUGUGUGUGUGUGUGUGUGUGUGUGUGUGUGUGUGAGUUAGUGUGUGUGAGUAAGCGUGUGUGAGUAAGCGUGUGUAUUUGUGUGUGUGUGAACAGCGCGAGGUCUCAAUAUGCCCAAACUCUGCUAUUGACUUGUUCUACAGUGUGUUGCCAUGGUAAAUAUGUUUCUCGUUCAAUAAAAGUGUGGCGUUUUUCUCAACUGUCUGGAGAAUGUAUCUCUAUCAGAAAAUCACAAACAUAAUUGAAAAUGGAUGUUAUCAAUAGUUCUGUUUAGUAUUAAUUAUCAGUGGAUCUUUUGAAAUCAUCAAUCUUUCUGAGAUUGAAACAAUGGAAUGUGCUUUUGUUCCUCUAUUUCAUGGUCUCCCUAAACCCAUCUCUCUCUCUCUCUCUCUCUCUCUCUCUCUCUCUCUCUCUCUCUCUCUCUCUCUCUCUCGCUCUCUCCCUCUCGCUCUCUCUCUCGCUCUCUCUCUCUCUCUCUUCUCUCUCUCUCUCUCUCUCUCUCUCUCUCUCUCUCUCUCUCUCUCUCUCGCUCGCUCGCUCGCUCGCUCUCUCUCUCUCUCUCUCUCUCUCUCUCUCUCAUAGACUCAGACAGAUGUUGUCCAGCUUUCCUCCUGGGGGAAAGGGGGCGGGAGUGGUGGUGAUUAAAGGGGGGGUUCAGUUACGUGGUUGGGCUUGUUUUAGGACCACUGUAACCUAACGUAGCAGGCGUAAAAUAAAUGCCUGAAACUGGAUCCCUACAUACUGGUCUUGACGAGAAUAAUAAAAAAAUGUUGGGGAAGGUUCUCUUCUGCACUGUUCAACCAAUCCAGUAAAUGUGGAGGAGGAGUUAAGAUUGAGUAUCGCCUUGUUAACGUCCAAAAGUGGAAGUCACGUCACAGGCUCUCUUUCCAUUUCCCCUGAAAACCAGAGCAUCCGGUUGUUCGGGGACUCGGCAGAGGCUACUACCACUGUAACCCAAUCACAGCCCAUCCAACCCCUGCCUUAAUAAUUAUGCUUACUGCUGCACACAAGCUAGCUAGCAGCAAUGGAGCAUGGACUCAGCACUGUCUACAGCUAUGGGCACUAGUAGGCAGGCAAUGGCUUGAGGUUACUGUACAGUGUACACACAGGUGUCUCCCUCUCUCUCUCUCGCCCUCCCUCUCCCUCUCCCCCUCUCUCUCUCUCUCUCUCUCUCUCUCCCUCUCCCUCUCUCUCUCUUUCUCCCUCUCUCUCCCUCCCUCUCCCCUCUCUCUCUCUUUCUCACCUUCUUCCCCUGAUGGAUGAUGACAGUGCCACAAUGUAAACUUCUCCUUCAUUUUCUGCUUACGGACAACAGCUUGCCCUCUCCCUCUUCAUGAUACAGUGACUAUCUGGUGCGAUCUCAUGGCACCUCUGUGGUACACACAGACACAACAAUAAGGAUUCAAAGGGUAAACUCACUCAUCUCUCCGAUCACAAAAAAGCACUGCAGAGGCAGGCCUUUCAAAGAUUGGCAGGCACUAUGAAUGUGAGCGUGACAUCGGAACACACACACACACAGUUUGAACAAGUCUUUAUUUGGGCAGGCAGCCAGGCAUUCAGGUGACUAAGCAGAAAGUAUAUGUUUUGUUAGCAUUUGGGAGUUAUUCUUUUUCUAACAAUCAUUUGACUGAUUUGUUUUAUUUCCUCUCAAAUCCACUGGAAUCCAAAUAGAUUUGAACCAGAUCUGUGAUUGGUGGAAAUAUUUUAUAAACCAAUUAAUGAUGGUUAGCUUCCCCAGCCUUCUCUCUCUCUCCUGAGAAAAAAAUGUGUGGAGCUUGUAGUCUGAAAGUCUGUUAAACAAUAAUGACACAGAAACCCGGAACACUUCGCCAUCAUACCUCCAACUUGUUCACAUCCAGUGUUCUGCGAUAACGUCUAUGUUCGGCGAUAAAAUAAUAGUUAUUCUAAUGACCAUAAUGCUUAUGCAUACAGUCCUGCGCAUGAUGAGAGCACUCUGUAUAAGCAAACAGUGUCGGACUGCUUGUCUUGGUUUUUACUGGGCGGUAACUUGAUCCCCUGCGUCUGAAAAUCCUAACUCGGCUCUGGCACGGAUAGGCUAAUAGCCCCGGGUGCUUUAUACGUUUAUUUUAGGUAAUAGAGACGCUUGUUUUGUUACAGCCCGUUCCGCCCUUUUUUUUAUUUAUUUUUAUUUUUACAAUUUCACCUAGACGCAAAUUGCGAGUCUUUCCCACUUGGCCCGCAUUCUUUGCCCUCGAAAGUUUUGUGACUUUAAAGAAGGGUUUUGGGAGAAAAUGUGGAGCGCAUGCGCCAUCUAGAAGUUUUCCCCCGCGCAUCAGUGCUAGGGUUUGCUAGUUUGAGAGAGGAGGCGACGACCAGGCAGGUGACAGAAGGAGAGGGAGUCUGCAACACUCUGCUCUUCAACACACACACACUACCCGGCGGAGGUUAUCUCCACGAGCGUACCUUCUCCAAGCAAAACCGCUGAUCUCCACGCGAAUUCUCCCUCUUACACACACAGUGCUACUGUUUUGAGUUUUUACUCCAGUGGCGAGUUUGGAGUGGAUUUUCGGCAAUUUGGGUCUUGCACCACUCAAAGUUGGAUGUGUUGAACGCACUUUUUGCGGGUAAAGUUUUUGUUACUGAGUAAAUCACCCGAGGAGUCCAGGAGAGAGCGGUGUCUUUCUGUGCAGAAUGGAGGAUGAAAUAACGGCCUCAGGUUUGUGGCGAGGAACCCUGCAGUGUGGAUGUUACCACAGGUAGAACACGCUCUGAGUUUAAGGUGUCACCGCUGUAGGAUCAUAUCUCUCCCCACCUCUCACCAGUUAAUGUGUUUACCUGCGCUUUACACACUAGUGCCAGCCCGUCGGAAGCUCUACAAAGCCUAAGAAACCUCUACAAAGCUGCAAGGAAACUUUGAAGGAUAAAGCUACCGCUAUCAAUCCUCCCAACCAUCAAAAGAGCGUCGGCAACAGUUUAUUACAGCUGACGUUUCUGGCCACUGGCACUUUUUAGUUGCUUGUGAAUGUUUUAUUUGUCAUGAAGUGUUUCCGCGGAUUCACGCCCACGUUUGUUAAAGGCUUUAAUUAUUAAUAUCGCUGCUGGACAUUGUAAAUAACCUCGGUCGUCUCUGCAAGAGCUCUCCUCUCCGCUGUCCCGCGCUCACAGAGCGCAUUCGUCGAUAACGGAUCGCCUAUGCCAGUCUUCCGAUACUGAGCCACAGGACUACCACGGUUACUGCCACCUUCCUCCAUUACACACCGGACACUAUCCCGUACAACCCCGAUUUAGCACUAACUGCUUUGGAUUGCAACCGACCUGAGUCCCCGGUAUAGGUAAAAGGACUCUCGAGCCCACUAAGGCCUUGGCACUGGAAUUAUUCGUUUAAUAGUCAUCUCCCCAAAGUGGAUUAUCGUUCGUAAAGCACUGUUUUCCGUGGUGAGUAUAGUUUGCUCUCAGUUGAUUUUGUUCGUUAUCGAAUAGUUAUUUUGAGAUCGGUUAACAACUAAAAAAAACUAAAACCUUUUCCCAAAUUAUGUCCUCGACUCUUGGCAUGCUUAGGACUCAUUUUAGUUUAGGAAUGAUUAUCGUUUGUUUGACCGCAGCCUGCAGGCUAUCCAAAAGCAUUUUUUGUCUUCACCAUUAUAUAUAUUUUCUCUCCUGAAGCACACUUUUUAAAACUCUUUGUUUGUGCAUUGUUAAACUAAUGCCACAUGUUUUAAUUUGUAAUGCCACCCUUGCUCUCUCUUCAUAUAUUCUCCUCUCUGCUCCCUCUCCUUCCAUCAAAACAUAGACUCUGGCUCCCUCCUCUGGCCUUCUAAAACGAGGUGUGUGUGUGUGUGUGUGUGUGUGUGUGUGUGUGUGUGUGUGUGCUGGAAACUGAUAUGCGUUGAUGAAUAUUAGGUAACACUUAAUUCAUCAAUUUAUGUUGACUAUAAAUGAAUAAAAAAGCACAGCAUGGCUUGAAGGCGGUUUUUCAGGUAUGCACAUUUAGUCUACAUCUGACAUGAACGAAACAAUGGACAUAAAGUGAUUUAUUCAUUAUCCUUCCAAGAAUAAUCAAUAAACAAUGUCAAGGACGCUUUUUAUAGGAGCAUUUAUUUGUCUAUUAAUCUGACGAUAAAUUAUUAACUAUCAUAGGCCUACGUGUUACACUUUGGCAUAUUUAUUUUCUAUACUCAGUUCUUCUCAGAAACAGAAAUAGGCUCUAUUAAAUAUUUGAAACGAACUAUUUCAAUAUUUACCGAUAUUUCGUCUUGUGGCUUUGGCUUAAUUUAUUCCCCUGUAAAUGUGUAGAUGGUAUUAAUUUAUUGUAUUCGAAUAUUUCAUAGGGGUAUCAAAACCACCGCACUUGUUUGUGCUUAAAUUGGUUUUAGCCUAUAAGAUUUUAACAUUAAUUUAGUCAAAAUAACUUGAUUAGCUGAUAUGUAAUAGGCUAUUUUUUUGUUGCCUGUCCAAUUCCAUUAAUGAUUCUCACUGCUCAGGGUGUAGCCGAAGUAAGGCCAUUUCCAUCAUAAUUCAAUAGCCCUACUCGGUGUGCGCUGACCAAAUCGUUAAUACCGGGGACUGGUGGUCUGGUCUGAAAGCUUUUUUUAUCUGCGUCAGUUGCUUGUUGGGUCAAUUCAAGAAGUGAAUCGAAAUUCCAGUUAAAAAAAUACAUGACUAUUCAAAAAUACAAUUGAAUGAAUUGGAAUUUCAUUCAAUUGAAAUCCUGAAUUGACUAAAUGGAUGGGUGUCCAGGACCUCAACCCUGGUUGUUGUUAUGACCGGUCACGGUUACCGGUUACAGGUUAGCCCUCCCACUGAUUCAGCUUUCACGUGCACCCCAUUGCUGUCCCUUUUUAUCAGUCCGCUCCAUGCACCCGUUGGACUGAAGGAAGCCAGCAAUAUCUGAGACGAGCAGUGGCUAUCAUUCAGACUAAUGUAGGCUAUAUAUUUCCUUUAUACAGAAACGUUGUUAAGAAAUGAUAUGAUCUGACCGGGCCGGGCAUUUUCGCGGCCUAUAUAAAAUUGAAGAAUAGAUAUGGGGACUUUAGCCGCCAACCCGAGAGGCAGUGCGCAAACUGAAAGCACAUGUUUGUUUGUGUGUGUGUGAGAGAGAAUUUGGAAUGACUAUUAAACGGCGCAGUCUCAGCGACUCUACUCUGGAAAAUACACAUCUUGACAAGUUAGCCGUCUCCCAGUCCCAACAGUCACUAUAGCCUCUAAAAUCACCAUGCAGAGAUGCCUCUUUAUAAACAGCAGGAAAAAUUAGAGGCAAAUGAUUUGGACUGUUAUGCCGUUACCUUCUCAUUACAUUUGUACAUUUGAGUCAUUUAGCAGACGCUCUUAUCCAGAGCGACUUACAGUUAGUGAGUGCAUACAUUUUUCAUACUCAUUAUAAUCAGAACAGCAGAAAUUCAAAUUAUUCCAAAAACGUAAUUGGAUUUAUUUUACAGGUCAAUAAUAGGCUCAUACUUCUUAAAUUAUGCAAACUCGUUUGCAAAUUUCGCAUUAAAAUCACGAUUUUCAAAAGUAAUUUCCAGUUAAUAAAAUCUCAACUUCACCUGGACAUCGACACUGUAACCUACCAUCCAUUAAGUAGCUGGUUGUUGGCCUGCACGUAUCGCUUCAAAGCGUCUGCCAUACUAAUAAGAAAUAACUUUUUCUAAAUGUCAAUUGAUUUCACACUAUAUGUUUUUUAAAUAUGUUAAUUUAGGUUUUCAUAUUGUCAUUAUUUCAAAUUUAGUAGCCUUCCAAUUCCACAUUUAAUCUUAUUUUUAUUUAUAUAUAUAUACCGCACUUGUUUGUGAACUACACAUUUAUAAACUUCAUGAAGAUUGGAGAUUAAAUAUUUAAUCUCCAAAUGCAUUCUGCGCAUUUUUAGGUUCAAAUGAUGGGUUAUUCCAUGGUGAACACUUGUUAUUAGGACGAUUUGUGUUAGAAUAACUUACUUACAAAAUCAUCACGUAACGAAUAAAAUAUUAAUAGCAAAAAAUGCAUUCAUUUGGAUGUAAAAGUGUUAAUUUUCAAACUCACAGAAAAAUCGUUUUGGGGAAUAGGACAGUGUGUGACUGGGUCACGAACGAAUAAAUAGCCUAAUGUGUAGGCUUACAUUAAAUUGUGGACAGUUUUGUGAUUAUUUCGUAUAAUUUAAAAUGAUCCUAAAAUAGUAUUUGUUAAACAAAGAUUAUGCAAUAUGUUAUAUUUAUGUUAUAUAAUAACAUAAGUAAUAGUUGACAACUUCCACAUAACUCAAUAAAUAGCUUAUAAUUGUCUUGUAAUUGAUUUAAUCAACAGGCUAGCCUAAGCCUAAUACACCUUAAACAAUAAUUUCACAUCGUCAUGAAUUGAAAUAGAUCUAGUGAUUGGUCAAAUGCGAAAGCAUUAUUUAGGCUAAACGCGACCUGGAAAAACUUGUCCUGAACAGAGUGAGAUAGAUAGGCUUAGAGGACAUUCAUCAAUGGCCUAUGAUCCUUUAAGGAGAUACCCACUUAAGAAACAUAAUAUAAAAAGACAUUUAGAGCUUCUGUAGUAAUGUGUGUAUUUUUAUCUUAUAUGUUUUUAACUGCACGUUACAUGUCAAUUUACGUGCAUCACUGUGCUGCAGUUGAACAGAGGGGGUCUCUCUCUCUCUCUCCUCCUUGUCUGAUUGGUGCAGGAGAAGAAUGCUCUUAUCGUGGGUAUAGUGAACUGACUGGUAGGAAUGUCUGUCUGCUGGUUGAAGGGGGUUUGAAGGCCAUUGUUAUUCUGUCUGUCUUCUGUGAUUCACACACUCACCUGCUGCCAGAGGACUGCUCUGCUGCAAGCACCGAUGGCCCCAGGCCUCUCCACACAGACAGACAGACAGACAGACAGACAGACAGACAGACAGACAGACAGACACAGACACACACAUACAGACACACAGACACACAGACAGAGGGAGAGCAACAGAACCCUCAUCAUUCAUUUUUCUUUAUCUCUGUGACAGUCACAUACCAUACACAGCAUUUUGGAACUCCCUCUUAACCCCUUCACGGUCUGGCUGUGGAGACAGAUGGACUUAGACAGACAGGAUAUGUGUACAGUCCUCUGUUCCGUCAUCCAUGGGUCCCCUGUAGCUCAGUUGGUAGAGCAUGGCGCUUGCAACGCCAGGGUUGUGGGUUCGUUUACCACGGGGGGCCAGUAUGAAAAAUUUAUGCACUCACUAACUGUAAGUCGCUCUGGAUAAGAGCGUCUGCUAAAUGACUAAAAUGUAAAUGUAAAAAUGUAUGAGCGUGUAUGCGGACUGGCUGUCGGUGGUGUGUGUGUAUGCGGACUGGCUGUCGUGGUGUGUGUGUAUGCGGACUGGCUGUCGGUGGUGUGUGUGUAUGUGGACUGGCUGUCGGUGGUGUGUGUGUAUGCGGACUGGCUGUCGGUGGUGUGUGUGUAUGCGGACUGGCUGUCGGUGGUGUGUGUGUAUGCGGACUGGCUGUCGGUGGUGUGUGUGCCUGUCUGACCUGUGUACUGCCGUCUCUCCUCAGAGCUGUUCCGGUAACUGAUCCAGUAUGUUGUUCCUGCGGCGGCUGGUGCAUGUGUGCUGUCCCUCGGCACCGGCGGGGAGUGUGUUGGACUCCAGACACUGUGUGUUCGCCCUCACACUCCUCACACUACUCCUGCAGGUGGUGGUGGAGGCCAAUUCAUGGUGGUAUGUACACUUUUAAUACACUUUACAUACGCUCUACUCUCAAUGUGUUGCGUGUGUGUGUUGUGUGUGCACAUCUGCAUGGCCAGAGAGGUGGCUAUGCCAUUGGAUCCCCCAACCCCCCCCCUCUCUGAGUGUGAGACAGGGCCGCUCCGAUCCCACCACAUGAUACAACAUGCUGACUCUAGCACAUAAGCCUUUUAGAUAUACUCAUUUCUUUCUCUCCUAUUUUCUUUCUCCAUGUAUUGCCAAACCAAAAUUAUGAAUAUUCUAUAAAACAGAAUGCUGUGGUUUUUGGGUACAUAUCCAAAUAUGUGCAGACACGAACUCCGUAGAAGUGACUUUCUCGCUCUCUGUGCGUGUGUGUGUGAUAGUGUGUGUGCGUUUGUGUCUGCCAAUAGGAGAGAAGUCUAAAUGUGAACAUGCAAAUGAUAGACAGAGAUAAUAGAUUUGAUACACAGGGGAAAACAGUGUUUACACAUCACCAUAGGAGCACUGCUCAAAUCAGAUCACAUUUUGAUCCUGUUAGUGUCUGUCUGUAUUUGCAUGAGGUUGUAUGCUGUGUGUAUUUGUGCCGAGUGGAAAUUGUCUUUUUUACAGACAUGUUUUCUACUUGUUUAUAGGAAACUAGAACAAACAGUACACCAAAAACACUUUAGAGAGAAUACUGCAGUAAUGAGCUGUACUGAUGUCAUUAGGAAUAAAGGAAUCCAUAGCCUUUUCAAACACAUCCUUCAAGUUGUAUUAGUUGAUCUCUUGUUUCUCUAUAUAGUUGACUAAAGCAAUGGCAAGGGACAUUCCAUUGUGAUCUUCCAUGGAUUAUGUCUCUUCAUAUGAUUUAGUAUGGACACACACAUAAUUACACUACCACAGACACACACUACCACAGACACACACUACCACAGACACACACAUUAUCACGCACAAAAAUACUUACUGUAGACACAUUGCUGAGGUGUGUGUGGUUUGUGCCUUUCCGAUCCCUCCAGUAAAAGACACGCAGGUGCAAAUGAUUUACUGUGUCCGAGCGAAUGAGGCCUGUGAGGGGUGUGUGUGUGUGGGGGUUGUGUGUGUGUGUGGGGGUUGUGUGUGUGUGUGGGGGUUGUGUGUGUGUGGGGGGGUUGUGUGUUUUCCCUCCCUCCCUGGCUGCUCUCCUCAGUAGAUCCGGUUACAGUGGAGGCUAAUUGUGCUGCUCUGGGGGGUUAGGAUGGGCUGCUCUAAGUGUGUGUGUAAAAGGCUGGUUUAAUUGUUGUGAUGAUGAUGAUAGGUUCGCUCUGUGCAGGUCUGUGACCAAUAACUAAAUGUCCAUAUGCAUACAUCAUCAAUACCCAGCCUCUGUGUCCUGUCUCUAUUAGAAAAGUGUUUUGCUCUCUCUUCCUCUCCCUCUGUCCAGGUCUCUAGCCAUGAACCCUCUGCUGAUCCCCGAGGCAUACAUCAUCGGUGCCCAGCCUCUGUGCAGCCAGCUAGUGGGUCUAUCCCAGGGCCAGAAGAAGCUGUGCCAGCUCUACCAGGACCACAUGCAGUACAUCGGCGAGGGCGCCAAGACGGGCAUCAGGGAGUGCCAGUACCAGUUCAGACACCGGCGGUGGAACUGCAGCACCGUGGACAACUCCUCCGUGUUCGGACGGGUCAUGCAGAUAGGUAAGGCUUUAGCUCAGUGGGUUAACGUGGUCUUCAGUCACAGGGAUAUUUUUGAUACACUCCUACAUUAUGCUAUCCUAGUCCAGUCUGUUGUAUUGUACUUUGCAUGUGAAAGAGGUUGAGUAGAAGUGGUGGCUCAACAGAGGAAUUGGAGUUGAUGUGUGACCACUGAUUAGUUAUGGGCUGUGUGCUUCUCUAACUCUGAGUAUGCGCACUCUCCUUCUCCACUUCCCCUCUCUCCUACUAGACCAGAGGAGGGUAUGGAGGUCCCCUCCUCUCCUGUUGUAAUCCAUGGGGUGAUGUUGAGCAGCUGUGCUGGGGGAAUAGUUUGUGGGUGAGGUCUCGUUAUAAUUUCACAUGUGGCCUGGGGCUCCAUGGCCAGAGGCUGACACUCACAAUGGGGAUGAAUUGCAUUCAGCCACGAUGCAUCUUAAACACACGCAUGCAUCCACACAAAAACACACAUUUUUUCUCUGUAUUAUUUACAGAGUUAAAGCGCAUUCCUGUGUCUGUGUGAGCUAGUCUUUCACCCCUCAUAGAACCCAGAGGUAGACGGUAUCAAUCCCAGCUCCAGAUCCUGUCUCUUUGAUGAGUGUUUGUUUUAGUGUUUGACUUCGCCACAGGAGCCCAUGUUGAGGUGGUUUACUGCAGGCAUUUAUUGUUCAUAAUUGUCACAUUUAAUUUAAACCAAAGCAUUUCUCAUGCUGUUCAUCCUAGCAUUGUGAUAAUGCUGUGGUUUGAGCAUCUGUACGUUUCAAACACGCGAGAGAAGAAAUGAGAGGACAGGAUCUGGAUGAGCCUAAACUAUUAUACGAUAACCAUUAUCAACUCCAAUGUUCUGUCCCUCUUGCUCUCUCUGUCUCUCUCUCUCUGUCUGUGUCUCUCUGUCCCUCUUUCUCUGUCUCUGUCUCUGUGUCUCUCUUUGUGUCUCUCUCUCUCUCUCUGUGUCUCUCUCUGUCUCUCUCUCUGUGUGUGUCUCUCUCUGUCUCUCUCUCUCUCUGUAUAUAUAUCUCUCUCUCUGUGUCUCUCUCUCUCUCUGUCUCUUUGUCUCUCUCUGUGUCUCUGUCUCUGUCUCUGUGUGUGUGACUCCUCCCUGUGAAUACUUUUGAGCUGAGCCUGCUUUUGUCUCAGUCCCACCACUGUUCUGAGAUCACAUUUUACAGAUAUAUCUUCAUAGAAAAGACAUCAAUGGGAGGACAGCUUCUUUCUUUCUCUUCUCUCUCCAUCUCUCUCUUUGUCUCCCUCUCUCCAUCUCUCUCUUUGUCUCCCUCUCUCCAUCAAGGGGAGGACAGGGCUCCCAUCUCGGUCCACUCUGGGCCAAGUAAACAUGUCCUCCCCAGUCUGUCUGACUGUUCAGUGCUGCUGAUUUAAGGCUGAGCUCCAGGGUAGGGGAGUCAACUUCUCUCCCCUGCCCGUGUUUGCUGCCCCUGGGGCAGGGUGGACCAGGCCACUGGCUGGGGAGAGGGAGGGUUCUGUGGAGGAUAGAGGUAUGGUCACGAAUAGGGAGAGAGAGAACGGUAGAUCGAGAGGACAGCUUGUCUGUCGACAGCUCUGCUAUUAGGCCAAUCUCCUGCACCGGGUUUGAAGUUGUAGAAAACUAAUAACCUUUUUCCCCCUUGGCCGGACCAAUGACCGACCGAGACGUCCAUCUGGACAGAUUCAUUUCACUACCCUAUACCCCCUCAUCUCAUUUCCCUCUCCUCUCAUUCUCUCUCUCUCCUUCUUCUGUAUAUAUAUCUAUAUAUCUAUCUCUCUCUCCUCUCUCUCUAUCGAUACUCUCUCUCAUAUCUCUCUGCUCUAAUACACUGCUUAUCUCUAUCUACUCUCGCUCUCUCUCUCUCUCAUCCCUGCUCUCUCUCUCUCUCUCAUCCCUGCUCUCUCUUAGCCUGGUAUUGUCAUUACAAUAUGCUUCCUAGGGAUUUAGUGUUUUUAUUUUGUGUCCAUUUCCAACUCCUAGAUAAGCACUGAGACUUGUGCUUUAGAUGUCUCUUUUCUUUCUCUAUGCAUCUCUUUCUCACACUCACCCCAAUACUGUAAACUGAAGAGUGGCUGUCUGUAUUGGAAGGUUAACAGUGAGUGUCUGAGAGAUGUAGGCAGUGAUGUGAUGGAGCCAGUUUGCUCCGUUGGCAUGUCGUACAGGGGAAAUUACUGGUUUGAAACAUUGCUUUGGUUUGGCAGCUGCCACUGGAGGGUGCUCUGGUCUUAUUGGCUAACUCCCAACAACUAUCAAUGUCCUGAAUGCAACUGCCUGUAACUAGAGGCAGGCCAACUAUAAAUGUCCUGAAGGAUGGAGGCAGAGAGGCAGGACCAUUCUACUGUUGGAGGCCUGGUCAGAUGAGCCCUGUAUAUCCAGAAGUGAACAUGGUCGUUCUACUCCAUAUUGUUGACUCAUGUUAAUGCUCCAUGAAGUGCUGUUUCUGGCCAGGCUGGACUCUACUACAAUGACUCACAACGUUGACCUUUUUUCAAUGACUCAUUUCUUCUUUUUUUAGACUUUGACUCAUUAUCAUUUCAAAUUCAAUCUAUCACCAGGUCUGUCAUAUAUUAAUGUUGUUCUUCUGUCGGCCCGUCUGUCUUUCUGUCCACAGGAAGCAGAGAAACAGCGUUUACGUAUGCCAUCAGCGCGGCAGGGGUGGUCAACGCAGUGAGCAGGGCCUGCAGAGAAGGGGAGCUGUCGAGCUGCGGCUGCAGCCGCGCUGCACGUCCCAAAGACCUGCCUCGUGAUUGGCUGUGGGGCGGCUGCGGGGACAACCUGAACUAUGGCUACAGGUUCUCUAAAGAGUUUGUUGACGCGCGGGAGCGGGAGAAGAGCUACGCCAAGGGAUCCUUCGAGAGUGCCCGGCUGAUGAUGAACCUACACAAUAACGAGGCUGGACGGAGGGUGAGGAGGAAUAACACUCUGUCACACAAACCCUAACUAAAUGAAGCACUGGGCCUGCAUACUUAUUCUAAUGUCACACACACACACACACACUCAAAGGAGGAAAACAAGUUCAUCUCCACCUGUUUCAGCUGUCCUGAAGUUGAUUCGUAAUGACAUUUAGUGAGGGAAUGGAAGACUGAGAGGGUGAGAGGGAGUGAGAGAGAGCGAGAGAAUCCAGGUCAAUCAGAUGGGCAUAGGACUAUUAUUUGAUCAUCUGUGUAACAGCUCUGUCUCAUCUCUCCUCUGAAGCCUGUCUUUGAUCUGGGUAAGAUGGGAUCAUGACGGCUGGCUGAGCUGCUUUCUGUAGUUCAUUCCAAAUGCCCUGACACAGCCUCAAAGGAAACGGCUUGCCAGACCGUGUUGCUUUCACAUCUCUUCUGACUCGUACAAAUGAGCGGACAGGGUUUUGUUCGGCUGACAGUGUGGGCCAUAGAGGGCAUCAUGUAGUUCUCCCUAAUGACAUAACGUCUUUGAAGAUCUGAUGCAUGAUACAUGCACAUUCACACAUGUAUGCAUACAAUAAAGCAUGUGUAGAGUAUUACAAUUUUUAGAUGAAAUUUAUCUGUUCUCUGCUUUCUCUUAGUCCUGUGUAGUCUCUCUAGUUGGUGAUAAUAAUCAAUCUGUCCCUCUCUCCCUCUCCCCCUCCUCCUCUCCUCUCAGACGGUGUCGGACCUGGCCCAUGUCUCCUGUAAGUGCCAUGGCGUGUCGGGCUCCUGCAGUCUGAAGACGUGCUGGCUGCAGCUGGCAGACUUCCGCAAGGUGGGCGAGACCCUGAAGGAGAAGUACGACAGCGCAGCCUCCAUGAAGCUCAACUCGCGUGGCAAGCUGGUGCAGCGAGACAGCAAGUUCAACCCCCCCACCAGCCAUGACCUGGUCUACAUCGAGUCCAGCCCAGACUACUGCCUGUCCAACCAGAGCACAGGCUCCCUGGGUACUGUAGGCAGGCUGUGCAAUAAGACGUCGGAGGGCAUGGAUGGCUGUGAGCUGAUGUGCUGCGGCCGGGGCUACGACCAGUACAAGGCCCAGAUCGUGGAGCGAUGCCACUGCAAGUUCCACUGGUGCUGCUACGUCAAGUGCAAGCGCUGCACCAAAACCGUGGACCAGUUCGUCUGCAAGUGAGGAGGAGGAGGAGAUGAAGAGUGUGUGUUCGUGCAAGUGUGCAUGCGUGUGUGUAUCCAGAGAGGCGGAACGAAGGAGGCGAAGAGAGCAAGAGGAAGAAAGAAAAAGAAAAAAACUAUAUAAAUUAUAUUUAUAGAGUUAAACAAUUAUACCAUUGCAAAAGACUGAUACUUUCUUUUCCAUGUAAUAGUUCAAAAAAUGUAAUGCCUUCCGAAACUGAAAAUAUGGUGAAAUAUUUAUUUUCUGAGAUUGUUUUUGCCCGAUCAUCCAAAGCUAAUUUUUAAUUAAUCCCCAGGCCUGGAGACCAGCAGCCAUUCUUUUUUAAACUCUAAAUAUGACCCAUAACAGGGCUCCCCAAUAGGUGGCUCCCCAAUAGGUGUCUCCCCAAUAGGUGGUUCCCCACAGGUGAUUUUAGUAGCCCCCCCCCCAAGUUUUCU
This is a messenger RNA of Coregonus sp. 'balchen', 16940 nucleotides long. Lineage: Eukaryota; Metazoa; Chordata; Actinopteri; Salmoniformes; Salmonidae. The record is from the annotation of a GenBank genome assembly.